AUGUCGUCGUCCGCCGAAGCGCCGUGCGAGGCGGCGCCGUGGGUGGUGGGAGUGACGGCGCGCGCGCCGAGCAACAUCGCGGUGAUUAAGUACUGGGGAAAGCGCGACGAGGCGCUUGUGCUGCCGCUUAAUGGCAGCGUGAGCGUGACGCUCCACGUGGACCAGCUAGCCGCCGAAACCACCGUCGCCGUCAGCCCGUCGUUCACUGCGGACCGGCUCUGGCUCAACGGCAAGGUGCGUUCCGUGCAGGUCGUACCUGUUCAUGGCAAGGUGCGUUCCGUGCAGGUCGUACCUGUUCAUGGCAAGGAGGUGGCGAUGAGCAGCCACCGCUACAGCAACUGCCUGGCUGCCCUGCGUGCACGCGCCUCCUCCACGCACUGGCGCCUGCCCGCUCCAGGGACCACACAGCAGGGCGGGCAGGGAGGGGGCGAGCAGGAGGAGGUGGAGAUAGGAGCGGGGCAGUGGCAGCAGCUGCGGGUGCACGUGGUGUCGGCUAACAACUUCCCCACCGCUGCUGGCCUCGCCUCCUCUGCUGCUGGCUUUGCAUGCCUCGUGUUCGCCCUGGCAGAGCUCAUGGGAGUGAAGGAGGCAUACCCGGGGGAGCUCUCAGCCAUCGCCAGGAUGGGAUCUGGCAGCGCGUGCAGGAGCCUGUACGGCGGAUUUGUCACGUGGGACAAGGGCGAGAUAGAAGACGGGAGCGACAGCAUGGCGCGGCAAGUCAAGGCAGAGGACCACUGGAGCGACCUGGUCAUCAUCAUUGCAGUGGUGGAGGAGAGGGAGAAGGACAUUGGCAGCAGCGAGGGCAUGAAACGGUCCGCCCAGACCUCCAAGCUGCUGCAGCUGCGCGCUGAGCAUGUGGUACCAGAGCGAAUCACAGCAAUGGAGGCAGCCAUAGCAGCGCGCGACUUCCCCUCAUUUGCACGGCUGACCUGUGCGGACAGCAACCAGUUCCACGCCACGUGCCUCGACACGGCGCCGCCCAUCUUCUACCUCAAUGCCACGUCGCGCCGCGUGAUUGGCUUCGUGGAGGAGUUUAAUGCUCAGGGGGAGCAGCCAAGGGCAGCGUACACAUUUGACGCGGGGCCCAACGCGGUCAUGUUUGUGGAGCGCCACAACGCCACGCACUUCCUCUCCGCCUUCCUGCAACGCUUUCCCCCACCCGGCAGCAUCCCACUCUCCAGGUAUUCCUUCCCCCCACCCCAUCCCCGCCUCUAUGAUUUCUACGAACCAUGUCCCAUCCAUCUCACACCCCUCGUCCCGCCCAUCCACCUCACACCCCUCCUCGUCCCACCAACCCUCACUGACUCUCUCCCUGUGUGCAGCUAUCUCACCGGCGACACCUCUCUUGUCUCCGUGGAAGCGCUUCCCCACGCACAACCACCACCACAACCAUCACCAUCAGAAGCAAGCACGGCAUCAGGCGGCUUCUCCCCACCCCUCAAGUACAUUCUGCUCACCCGCCCAGGCCCCGGCCCCCACAUUGUAUCACGCUCACUUGAGGGCUCUUGGGUCAACCCUUCCACUGGGUUCCCACUUUAG
Molecule: messenger RNA, 1539 nt
Organism: Closterium sp. NIES-65
Lineage: Eukaryota; Viridiplantae; Streptophyta; Zygnematophyceae; Desmidiales; Closteriaceae
Source: the annotation of a GenBank genome assembly